Molecule: messenger RNA, 3243 nt
Organism: Dicentrarchus labrax (European seabass)
Lineage: Eukaryota; Metazoa; Chordata; Actinopteri; Moronidae
Gene: pofut2
Product: protein O-fucosyltransferase 2
Exons: 9
Coding region: 404-1741 (445 amino acids)
Biological process (GO): protein O-linked glycosylation via fucose
Molecular function (GO): peptide-O-fucosyltransferase activity
Source: RefSeq, a predicted model, not a curated record
UUACCUGUUCCUGGAAAAUAAAAAAACAAACACCUUGUGCCUAACAGCUAAAAAAAGAUAUUAAGAAAAACUUGGGCUGUACCUGCCUCAUACUUUGACUGAAACAUUUUAAUGGAUCUAUAAAUAAAACUGGACAUUUAUUUCCAUUCAUUCAUAUUAAAAUGCACACAUUUCAUUCAAAGUCGGGGUUAUCUUUUUUUUUCUUUUGUUUACAAUUUUAUUAUUUAUUAACAUAUGGGAUCAAGUAUUGCAUUUCUUUUAUUUUGAUUUUUUCAGAUUUUAAAUUAAUUAAUUUAAUUUAUUUAAUUAACCACUAUCUUGAAGAAAUUCGGGCCAUUACAGGUUGCUAGGCAACUGCACAGACGCUUUUCACCUUACCGGAAGUGCGUGGCUCAGAGGAAAUAUGGCGCACAGGGCAGUGCAUAUACCACUAGUAUUUAUUGCUUCAAGAUAUUAUUUUACCUCAUUCUCUUUGUCUGUUUUCGUCGCGUUUGCAGCAUUUAAAGCCGUAAACUCUGACAAUGUGUACAGCGCAAGCCACACGGCCACCGUAUCCAUCGCCGCCGCCAGGGAUCUACGGUACCUUUUGUAUGACGUGAAUCCCCCAGAGGGUUUCAAUCUGCGGAGAGAUGUCUAUAUCCGCAUGGCCUCCCUGGUAAAGACUUUGAGGAAGGGUGGGGAUGACUGGGUAUUAGUGCUUCCCCCGUGGGGUCGCCUCUACCACUGGCAGAGCCCCAAAAUCCACCAGAUCCGCAUCCCGUGGGGAGAGUUCUUCAGCCUCACUAGCCUGCAGGCCAAUGUGCCUGUCAUUGAGUAUGAGGAAUUCAUUGCUGAGAAUGGAGGCCCAUUCAUAGACCAAGUUCUGGUACUGCAAAACUACGCGGAGGGAUGGACUGAUGGAAAAUGGGAGGAAAAGGUUGAUGAGCGACCGUGCAUUGAGAAGUUGAUGUACUCCAAAGAUAAACAAGGCUACUACAGGGGCUGGUUUUGGGGCUACGAGGAGACGAGAGCUCGAAAUGUAACAUGUAUAUCGGCCCAAGGCCAUGCCUCCAUCAUGGCCCCGGUUCUUCAGAAAAACAUCACAGUGACAUCAGUUAUGCUUGACCGAGCAGAGACACUCCUCCAUGAUCACUAUGCUGGGAAGGAUUACUGGGAUACCCGUCGCAGUAUGGUUUUUUCCAAGCACCUGCGACUCAUAGGAGAUGACUUCCGAGCCAAGUACCUGAACUCUACAGAUGACAGAGACCAUACCGUUUACAGUGAAGAUUGGACUCGCAUGAAAGCCAAGCUGGGCUCAGCUAAAGGUGGUCCAUAUCUGGGUGCCCACUUGCGCAGGAAGGACUUUAUCUGGGGUCACAGAGAGGAUGUCCCCAGCCUUAAGGGGGCAGUCAAAAAGAUGCGCAGCUUGAUGAAGAAGCACAAACUCGACAAUGUGUUUGUUGCAACAGAUGCAGAUGGGGAUGAACUGAAGGAGCUGAAAAGGUUGUUGCCAGAAAUGGUGCGGUUUGAGCCAUCCACAGAGGACCUGGAGCUCCUUAAAGACGGAGGGGUGGCCAUCAUUGACCAGUGGAUAUGUGCGCAUUCAAGAUUCUUCAUAGGAACAUCAGUGUCCACCUUCUCUUUCCGGAUCCACGAAGAGAGGGAGAUCCUGGGUUUUGACCCCAAAACUACAUACAAUCGUUUCUGUGGGGACACUGAGAAAGAAUGUGAACAGCCCACACACUGGAAAAUUGUUUAUUGAUGAGACCUCUUGACUUUCCUGACACACACAAGUGCCAAAAGCAGUAUUUUAAGUGUUUUAUGGUGUAUUUUUUAUGGUUUAAGAGUUGUGCAAUCAGGUCUUUGGAGACCACUGUGACUGAACCGUAUGCUCAAAAGGCCAAGACUGGGCUUAUAUGACUGUAACAAGUUCAACAAGUAAAUCUGCAAAUAUUUUGUAGGUUGUAUGUUGAAUGUGGAUCCUUCAUGACAGCCUGGUAUUUUACAUAAUGUCUGAUAUUUAUCACUAACACCAGCACCACUGGUGAGAAACAGUGUCUUAUAGUGACUGCCACAGACAGUGUUGUAUGAGAGUAUCCUCAGUUCAACAUUUUGUGAGAUUCAAAGAUGUUGAGCAUCUAAAUUUAACCUAUUUUUUCCCCCUAAAUAUUAGACCACAUAAGAAGCAUUCAGAGAUUAUGAACAUAGUUUGAAGAUAAUGCAUUUUUAAUUAAAGGUACCCUAUGGAGUUUUUCUUGUAAACAAGUAAAAAUGUGUUUCUUACCCAAAAGCACUCUGUGUGUACCAUUAGGCCUAAAUCCUAGUCUGUUAAAUGCAUUUCCUUCCUCAUAAAACUUAUUUUAGAACCUUGCAAUGUUUUCGUCCAUGUUUGCUAGCAGUCGUCUUCUUCACUGCCUUUUGUUAGCGCAAGGCUUCGUUACAUAAUAUGUUGCCACCGACUGUUGAUCAGUGGAUUAGCAUUAAACUGGUGAGAUGAAAGUGUACUUUGUUGCCACACUCUAGUGCACGAGAUCCAAACAAAAAGUGCUCCAUAGUGCUACAUGUGUUCAAAAGCUCCAUAGAGGACCUUUUAAAAAUGAAACCUAACAAAUUCCAGCUCAUGCUUUGUUGAAAAUAGUUGUAUUCCUCCUCUGCUUCCACCGUAUUUCAGUGUUUCCUCCCUUAUUUCAUGUUUUUACCCAGUGCCAGUAUUAACAUUUGUUACAUGAAAUUCCUUAUUAAUGCUUAAUACCUUUAGCCUUUUCUUUGGAAUCCACAGACUGUAUAUUUGGUAUGUGUUAUUAUGGUGUUAUGGCUAACGAUACUACCAUUGAAAGGAAUCAAAAUGCCACGAAGGAGCCACUGUGUCUUGUCAACACUAGCCAGCCAUCAAGCUGUUAUCUUACAACACGACUUGUUGUUUUUUUUUGUUGGUUCUUUAUCCCUGAGCAUGCACACAUUAAUUAAUUCAGAUAUGGGCAUUGUCUCAUGGUUUGUACAGUAGAUGUUUUUAGUGAAUUUUGGUGUUGAAUAAAAGUUCUUUUGGAGUAAAACAAACAGAUUUUACAUUUACACACACACACACACACACACACACACACACACACACACACACACACACACACACACACACAUUUAUAUCAUAACCUUAUAUAGUCAGAAGCUGAAGUUUAGAAGUGUUGAUGUAAAUGUUGUAAGAGAUUAUAUCUUGGCUUGUUAAAUGUACCCCGUACACCCCUAAAUAUAUUGUUUUCAUUACUAUUA